AACUGUGGCUCUCGCCGAGCUGGCACCGGCUUCUGGAGGCUCUGAGGCGCUCAGCUCCCUGACCGGCCUCGGGCGGCGGCCUGCGACCAUGCCGAGGCCCGUGCGGAAUAAGAAACCAGUCAAUUACUCACAGUCUUUGGAUUCAGACUAUGAUGAUGAGGAAACUGAGAACCAGGAAAGUCAAGUGACUUGCCCCAGUUACAUAGCCAAUGAUGAUGAUUUUGCUCCUUGGACUGCAUCGUCAAACAAAAAAUCAAAAAUAACAAAGGAAACAAAACGAGAAAAGCAAGAGAAACCAAAAUCAAAAAAUAGCCAUAAAGAAGAGUCUCCACUCCAAGUGAAAACGCCUAAUAAAAGGAUGGCCUUGGAUGACAAGCUCUAUAAGAGAGAUUUGGAAGUUGCACUAGCAUUAUCAGUGAAAGAACCUUCUCUAGCAACUACUGAUAAGCAGAAAUCUCAAGAUGUUGAAAAAUGUGAUACUGCUGAAUCUGAAAAAAUGAAUAUUUCUCCCCACCUCUCUAAUUGCAGUGUAGAUGGUGUUUGCUUCAAUUUAAAUGAGAUUACUGAGGAAGAUGAUUCUCAUGCUGGUCAUAGGCCAAGAAAAGCCGCAUCCAAAGCUAUGCUACAACAGAGGAAGUUACUUAGAGAAAGUAGUGAUGGUGACGAUGGUACCGAGUCUGAACCAAACUUUACAAGUGAAAGUAAUUCUGAUUUCAGUGAAAGUGAGGGGGAAGAUGAAGAUUUUACUACAAGGAAAAAUAAAGCCAAAGAAAAUAAAAAGAAAAAUGCUAAGGUCAAAGCCCCAGUGGAAAAGAAAGAGAAGAAAGCUUCUAAGACUUCUCACAGUUUGGCUCCAGUGGUCUCUCAUCCAGCACCUGUUAAGUCAAAACCAGCACCAAAAGAAGCUUGUGUGUCUUCAGAGCUUGUUAGGAAGCCGUUACAAACACUCAGCCCUUUGGUUGAAUCUAAGAGGCCCAGAUGGGUCCCACCAGCUUCAUCAGGAAGCAGCAGCAGCAACCAUCUUGGAGGAGUUUCUGUUAGGUCUCCCAGUCAUGGUCUCCGACUUGGCCUGUCCAGAUUUGCUCGAGUUAAACCUCUCCACCCAACUGCCAGUAGUACCUGAAAAUGGUGGAAAAGAGAUCUUUGAUAGAGGAAUCCAAGUUUCGAAAGAAUAUUCUUGUUUGAAAAGGGUAAUGAUAAUCUAAAUAUAGUUCUUUUCA
This is a messenger RNA of Trichosurus vulpecula (common brushtail), 1220 nucleotides long. It is a transcript of the gene RAD51AP1, whose product is annotated as RAD51 associated protein 1. Lineage: Eukaryota; Metazoa; Chordata; Mammalia; Diprotodontia; Phalangeridae. The transcript has 10 exons. The record is from RefSeq and is a predicted model, not a curated record. Gene Ontology annotation, molecular function: double-stranded DNA binding; single-stranded DNA binding. Gene Ontology annotation, biological process: interstrand cross-link repair; double-strand break repair via homologous recombination. The coding region runs from base 89 to 1123 and encodes 344 amino acids.